Messenger RNA from Colletotrichum fioriniae, 1692 nucleotides. RefSeq lists its product as uncharacterized. The record is from RefSeq and is a predicted model, not a curated record. Gene Ontology annotation, molecular function: hydrolase activity, hydrolyzing O-glycosyl compounds. NCBI's taxonomy places the organism in Eukaryota, Fungi, Ascomycota, Sordariomycetes, Glomerellales, Glomerellaceae. Gene Ontology annotation, biological process: carbohydrate metabolic process.
AUGAAGUCCAGACUUCUAGCUCUAGCAGUAGCCCUCUUCGGAGUUAGCCGAGCUCAGAACUCAACCUUCCAAAACCCCAUCAUCAGCGGCUUCAACCCGGACCCCAGCUGCAUCUUUGUUCCACACUUGAAUAAUACCUUUUUCUGUGCCACAUCCAGUUUCCUCGUUUUCCCUGGCCUGCCCAUCCACGCAAGCCGAGACCUGGUACACUGGAAACAUGUUUCCAACGCAUUCAGUCGAGCGGACCAGCUGCCAGGUCUAGCUUUUCUGCCAAAAGCAACCAGCGGCAUCUACGCACCCACUUUACGCUUCCAUGAGGGCACGUUUUACCUGCUGUGCACUCUUGUAAAUCAGCAACUCCCGAGGACCAAUGACAGCCGGUGGGACAACUUCAUCAUCACAUCGACAGACCCAUAUAGCUCGGAUUCCUGGUCAGACCCCGUUCACUUCAGCUUCCCCGGCUUCGACCCGUCGCCGUUUUGGGACGAUGACGGCAAGACAUACGUCUCGGGUGCGCACACGGCGGCCUACUAUCCGGGAAUAAUGCAUGCGCCGCUCAACCUGGAGACAGGCGAGAUUGGAGACAUUAUAAUGCCUUGGAACGGUACCGGUGGGCGGUCUCCAGAAGCACCUCACAUCUGGAAGCGUGAUGGGUGGUACUAUCUACUUCUCGCUGAAGGCGGCACCCGUGAGAACCACAUGGCCACAAUGGCUCGAUCGAAAAGUUUGGAGGGACCGUAUGAUCCAGCACCGGCCAAUCCACUGUUGACUUCUGCAAACGAUACUGGCUCCUACUUUCAAGCUGUCGGCCACGCAGAUCUGUUCCAGGAUGCUGAUGGGAAUUGGUGGUCUGUCGCCCUAGCAGUUCGGGCUGGCGGCACAUAUGGACAGGAUCCCGGGGCAUACUUUGGCAACCUGCCGAUGGGCAGAGAGACGGUGCUUACUCCCGUCACCUGGGAAAAGGAUCAAUUCCCAGUGUUUACGCCGGUCACCGGUGACGUCUCUGGAUGGCCGCUACCCGCGGAAGCUAUUCCGGAAGAGGGAGAAGGUCAACUCAGCAACGCAGACGAUGUUAUCAGCUUUCCGCCGGGAAGUCGUUUGCCUAUUCACUUCAUCCACUGGCGUCUACCAAAGACUAGAAACUACGUGGUCUCGCCACCAGGUCACUGGAAUACACUAGCACUGAAGUCUUCAGUUCUCAAUCUCACAGCUUUCGACGCUGACUUUGCCUUGGGUCGUGGCCAGACUUUCGUCGGACGACGGAUGGCUCAUUCACUCUUCAACUUCCGCGUUGAUGUCGACUGGGCAAAAUCAUUGACGAAAGAAGAGAUGGAAGUCGGCAUCUCGAUCAUCCAAGAUCAAGCCCAGCACUUCGAUCUCGGUAUCGUCAUGUUGAAGCCGAAGGCAAGUGAGGAUCUUCGACCGCACCUCAGGUACCGUGGUAUUUCGGAAACACCGUACAGGGCGACUGAACAUCCGCCGAAUGAGCUUUACCCACUCCCUGAUGGUUGGGCUGGGCAGAAGAUUGCGCUCCAAAUUGAGGCUGUCAACAGCACUCAUUUCGCGUUCUCUGCCGGCCUUGCUGGUCUAGACUCCAGUCUCAGAGUAUUCGGAUAUUGCAAGGGCACCGAGUUGGUUCCUUACUACUCUGGUAAGUUCACCUUCUAUGAAAAUGAUUGGAACCUGUGUUGA